This is a messenger RNA of Sphenostylis stenocarpa, 1539 nucleotides long. Lineage: Eukaryota; Viridiplantae; Streptophyta; Magnoliopsida; Fabales; Fabaceae. The record is from the annotation of a GenBank genome assembly.
AUGCUGGAAAUCUCAACUUUACCGGAAAUCCCUCCCGGGAAUCCGGAGGGAGGCGCCGCGGUGGUCUCCCAGGGGCUGAAAGCGGAGCAUGGCGAUGACGGUGACCGGAGUUCCGCCGGGAUCCGGUGGCCUAAAGCGGAGACAAUUGCUUUGCUCAAGAUAAGGUCCGAAAUGGACGUUGCUUUCAGAGAUACAAACCCCAAAGCCCCUCUCUGGGAACAAGUCUCAAGGAAAUUAGCGGAGCUAGGAUAUAAUAGGAGUGCGAAGAAGUGCAAGGAGAAAUUCGAGAACAUUUACAAAUACCACAGGAGAACCAAGGACGGUCGUUGUGGCAAAUCCAACGGUAGCAAGACUUAUAGAUUUUUCGAGCAAUUGGAAGCUUUAGAAGGACACCACUCACUUCCCCCUCCGUCUAUAAGCGCCCCAGAAAAUACAACAACAACCACCCACGUGCUCGACAACAACAACAUCAACGUUGAUGUUAUUUUAGAUGCGAUUCCAUGUUCGGUGAGUGCGUACGUGGGGGAGCAUUCUAGUUCGACGACUUCGUGUUCGGGGAAGGGGUUUAGAAAGAGGAAGCUGACGCAGUUUCUGGAGGGGAUGAUGAGGGAAGUGAUAGAGAAGCAAGAGACGCUGCAGAGGAAGUUCAUGGAGGUGUUGGACAAGUGCGAGAAGGAUCGAAUGGCGAGGGAGGAAGCGUGGAAGAAGGAGGAGCUGGCGCUGAUUAAGAAAGAACGCGAGCUUCUGGCUCAGGAACGCUCAAUCGCCGCGGCUAAAGAUGAAGUCGUCCUUGCUUUUCUGAAAAAGUUCGCCCAAGCAGAAGGCGCGGUGCAGUUGCUGGAGAAAAUUCAGGUUCAAAACGACAACCACAACAAGGACAUGCAACAAAAUGGGAAUAUUAAUGUUACUGCUAAUGGAGGUGGCGGUGGUGGUGUCAUUGGUAUGGAUAAGCGAGAGUGUGGGAAUAAUCUCAGUGUUAGGAAUUUCGUACACAUGAGUACUUCGCGGUGGCCAAAGGAUGAAGUAGAGGCUCUGAUAAGGUUGAGGACUGAACUUGAUGUGCAGUCCCAAGGGAACAAUAAUAAUAUUAAUGGUGUAUCUAAGGGGCCUCUCUGGGAGGACAUAUCUUCGGCCAUGAAAGGCCUUGGCUACGAUCGCAGUGCCAAGAGGUGUAAAGAGAAAUGGGAGAACAUAAACAAGUACUUCAAGAGGAUGAAGGAGAAGAACAAGAGGAAGCCUCAGGAUUCCAAAACGUGUCCUUAUUACCACCACCUGGAGGUUCUGUACAGCAAGAAGCCUAAGAGGGUGGAUGGAAAUGAUCUUGGGAAAGAGUUGAAGCCCGAGGAGCUCUUGAUGCAUAUGAUGGAGAGUGAAAGUCAAGAAGAGAGACAAGCACAGCAACAACAGAUACAGAGUCAGUCAUCAUCUGAAGAUGGUGAGAGAGAGAAUACGGAUGAGAACGAGGGAGACGAUGAAGAUCAAAAUAGGUUUCAGAAUCAGAUGGUUGAAAAUAGUCCUUCCAUAACAAUCAUGAGUUAA